AUUUUUAAGGCUGAUCCGAUCCGGUUUUAACUCGUUCGAUGAUUACUAUGAUAACAAUUGCAAAAGUUAUUGAUAUAAUUAUAAGUCAUAUUGACAAAUCCGAUUCAUCAACGUUACUAAACGUUUCUUUGAUCAAUAGAGAAUGGUGUCUAAUUGGGAUACUUCAUCUUUGGAAAAAUCAAUUCAUUAAUAUAAAUAGUAAAGCGCGCUUCAAAGUUUACUCAAAAAUUCUUUUAUCUCACUUAGACAAUAAAACACAAUCCUUCUUAAAAGUAAAAGAUUCAUUUGAGCAAAACGAAUUUUCUUCUCAUUCAAUAAAUCAAGAAAUUGAUUAUAAUAAUGAGAAUAGUGGUUUGCUAUCUUACGAUUAUAGUAAACACAGCGAUGGAUUUCAAUUUAAAAUUGAAAAUUUGAUAUUUCUUGAGGUCUUAUUUAAAUUAAUUAUGACAAAAACCAAAGGAAUUGAUUUCCUUCGAAUUAUAUCAUUCGAACACGGAAAUUUCUUAAAAAGAGAUUUGAUAAGUCUUAUUACGGGAAUCUCGCAUGAAAUUUCAACCUUUUCGUUAUCUCUUUCAGAUGAUUUUGAUCAAUAUUUGGAGACGAUUCAUGUGUCAAAGUUCCUUAAAGAUAAAAAAAAAUUAAAAAAAUUAAAUGUAAAACCAAAUAAUUUGGUUACUUCUAAGUAUAUAAGGAAAUCAGAAUUUAAGAAAGUUGUUUUUCCUAAUCUUUUAGACUUGGAAAUUAUUAACUAUGAAACCGAAUUAGAAAUUUUUAGUAAAGUUCUUAAAAGGUGUCGUAGUCUAAAGGUUGUCGAUUUUGGAAACAGAUGUAAAUAGCAAUAUUUUGUUAUAGAAAUAUUCUUUACCUUAACAAUAUUAGCCCAAGAAAUCUUAGAAAGUUGAGAGUAAGGUACUGGAAAGUAGAUAUAGAUGUUUUUAAGGAGUUCUUUAAAAAUUAUGGUACUUUCCUAAAUGAAUUUGAAUGUUCAUGCACAGGAGAAGAACCUGAUAUCAGAACAUUAGUAAUGAAUUUAGUGAAGGAAAUGAAUAGAAUUUAGUUUAUUUAUUAAUCAAAGAGGUGGAAUUUCACGUGAUU
Rhizophagus irregularis DAOM 181602=DAOM 197198 is the source of this 1095-nucleotide messenger RNA. Lineage: Eukaryota; Fungi; Glomeromycota; Glomeromycetes; Glomerales; Glomeraceae. The record is from RefSeq and is a predicted model, not a curated record.